AUGCCCCCUACCUCCUCCCCAUCUGCCUCCUCCACCACCUCAUCUCCCUCCUCCGACUCGCAAGUGCCCCAAGCUGUCUUGCCGCCAGAUGUCUCUAUCAUCCAGAUAGUGAACAUCUGCACUCAUGUCCUGGUGACUCUGGACCUUACAGAGUUCAACUACACCCAGUGGCACAUCAUCUUUGAAUCGGUCUUCAGGAAGUUUGGGCUCGCGACGAUAUCUCAUGAGAUCCUCAACAUCAUCUUGCAGCCGAAAUUGAUGGCACUAAAGAUUUGGACCAGGAUUGAGGGGCUAUUCCUUGACAACCAGCUCAACCGCACCGUGUAUCUGGAGGCCGCGUACCAAAAUCUCUAUCAAGGUGAGCUGACCAUUACCCAGUACUGCAGCAAGCUCAAGAUGCUUGCCGACAGCCUGCGUGAUGUCGGCCACCCCAUCAGCCAGCCAAGCCAAAUCUUGAACAUGUUUCGCAUCCUGUACUCCAAGUACCGGUUCACGGUCACCGUGCUCAGCUCCAAAACGCCAUUCCCCACGUUCAUGGAGACCCGCUCAUGA
Phragmites australis (common reed) is the source of this 552-nucleotide messenger RNA. RefSeq lists its product as uncharacterized. The record is from RefSeq and is a predicted model, not a curated record. NCBI's taxonomy places the organism in Eukaryota, Viridiplantae, Streptophyta, Magnoliopsida, Poales, Poaceae. The transcript is spliced from 2 exons. The coding region runs from base 1 to 552 and encodes 183 amino acids.